UGGUAUAAGGGGUUCAGUCGAGCAGGUCGACAAGGUCCAAGAUUUACUAAAGGCUAUCGAUGAUCAGUUCGCUAUUUCAGACAAGGCAAUGGUGAGCACCCUGAUCAUACAGUUUUCAUCCUUGAGGCUCACCGGCGUAAGGGGUGUGCGUGAUCAUAUCAUGCGCAUGAGGGAUAUUGUGGCUUAGUUGAAAGUAUUGGAGGUUGAGAUGUCUGAAGCCUUCCUGGUUCACUACAUCCUUUGUACCUUACCUCAGCAAUAUGAUCCAUUUAAGAUAUCCUACAACACACAUAAGGACAAAUGGUCGAUCAAUGAAUUGUUGACCAUGUGUGUUCAGGAAGAGGGCAGGCUGCUUAUGGAGGAAAAGGAAAAGGAAAUUGUGAACUUUACUACCCCUGGGAAGUACAAGAAGAAGGAUCAAGCCAAGGACAAGGGGAAAGGGAAAAUCCCUCCUCAAAAGGUCAUUAAGAAAGAGAUUGUGUGCUUCUUUUGCAAAAAGAAGGGGCACGUUAAGAAACAAUGCUCCAAGUUCAUGAAGUGGCUUGAUAAGAAAGGAUUUACGAGACCUGCGGAAGCCGAUGGGAAGUGAGCACAACAUCUAUUUAGGAAAUAAGAUGCCCUCACAUGUGGAGGCCAUUGGCACGUGCAGAUUGGUUUUAAGUAGUGGUUUUAUUUUAAGUUUAGAAAAGACGUUUUAUAUUCCUAGUUUUUCUAGGAAUUUAAUUUUAGUUUCCAGACUUGUAUCAGAUGGUUAUUCCUUUAACUUUUCAGAUUUCAGAUUUAAAAAGAUUUCGGAUUUAAUUUGGUUUUUAAAUCUGAUG
Molecule: messenger RNA, 821 nt
Organism: Asparagus officinalis (garden asparagus)
Lineage: Eukaryota; Viridiplantae; Streptophyta; Magnoliopsida; Asparagales; Asparagaceae
Exons: 2
Coding region: 209-589 (126 amino acids)
Molecular function (GO): nucleic acid binding; zinc ion binding
Source: RefSeq, a predicted model, not a curated record